AUGGAAAAUAAUAAGGAGUGUGAUAUGUCAUGCGACCCGGCUAACCCCCGGCGCCAACCAGUAUCCGGGCUGGAUGGUGUGAAAUUGGCUACCGAAGACUCCACGGGAGUGGGCACCCAGGCCCCCGUGACGGUAAAUGCUACUGGUCAAAAUAAAAAUAAAAGUAAAAAUCUUGUGCAGCAAGUUUUUCAUGCUGGACUUUUCACAAGACCACGAAGUGCGUCAGUUGGAAGUGUCCCACCGAACAACAAUGAGGAGGACGUCCCCAAACAAGCUGACAAAACUGAAGAUGUUCGACACUAA
Molecule: messenger RNA, 303 nt
Organism: Diatraea saccharalis (sugarcane borer)
Lineage: Eukaryota; Metazoa; Arthropoda; Insecta; Lepidoptera; Crambidae
Source: the annotation of a GenBank genome assembly